Messenger RNA from Eurypyga helias (sunbittern), 522 nucleotides. RefSeq names its product sorbin and SH3 domain-containing protein 2-like. The record is from RefSeq and is a predicted model, not a curated record. The coding region runs from base 37 to 522 and encodes 161 amino acids. NCBI's taxonomy places the organism in Eukaryota, Metazoa, Chordata, Aves, Eurypygiformes, Eurypygidae. The transcript has 5 exons.
UCUGAAGACUUUUAUAGCAAAUCCUCCAGUGUCAAAAUGAACACAGAUAGCGGUGGGUGUGCUCGCAAACGUGCUGCAAUGUCUGUCACAUUAACAGCUGUGAAGAGAGUUCAGAGUUCUCCAAACCUGUUGGCCUCAGGGUCUGAUUCUCACUCUCCAGAUUCAGCUUGGAGAUCUUACAACGAUGGAAGUAGAGAGACACUGAAUGGAGAUGCUAGCAGUUCAUCCCUUACAGCAAAAGGUUUUAGGAGCGUGCGACCAAAUCUUCAGGAUAAAAAAUCACCACCUCAGGCUCAGAUCACAGUGAAUGGGAACUCUGGCACUGCUGCCAGCCCAGUGAGUCCCUUUCAAAGGCCUUUUUCCCCUUCUUCAGCUUACCCUCCACCAGCUUCGCUCAAUUCCAACGUCGUUAUCAUGCAGCAUGGCAGGAUGAUGGGUAAGCCUCACACAGAAUGUUUGCUUUACACCUUAUGCAACAUACGCCAAGUCUGCAAACCGUUGCAGCGUACUUCGUGUUCAUAA